AUGUUAUAUAUUCCUCUCUCCUUUGGUAAUCUGAGCAAUUUAGAAGAUUUGUACCUACACAAAUGUGGGCUUUUUGGUUUCAUUCUUGAGGAGAUAGGAAACUUGAAAUCUCUCUUCUAUUUAGGAUUGGCCGAAAAUCAACUUAGUGGUUCUGUUCCUCAAUCAUUUGGAAAUCUGAGCAACUUGGAAUAUUUGUACCUUUAUGAUAACCAUCUUUCUGGGUCUUUUCCUCAAGAAAUCGGAAAUUUAUGGUUGAUUGAUCUUGAAUUGGGCACAAACAACCUCACCGGUUAUUUGCCAUAUAAUAUUUGUCAAAGUGGAUCACUUAAAGAAUUAACUACAUUCGACAAUCAUUUUCUUGGUCAAAUCCCAAAAAGCUUUAGGAACUGCAAAAGUCUAGUCAGGGUCCGCAUAGAACACAACCAAUUGUGUGGGAAUUUUUCAAAAGAUUUUGGGAUCUACCCCAACCUGACUUAUUUAGAUGUAAGCCAAAAUGAAUUUUAUGGGGAAAUCUUUGUGAACAGGAAAAAGUUUCCAAUAUUAGGAUAUUUAAAUGUUAGCGGGAAUAAUAUAACUGGGAGCAUACCCUUAGAGAUUGGAAACUCAACUGAGUUACAAGAACUUGAUCUUUCUUCAAAUCAUUUAGUUGGGGAGAUUCCAAGGGAACUAGGAAACUUGAGUUCUCUUAUCAAGUUGAUUCUGAAUAGGAAUCAACUUUCUAGUGGUAUAACUCUAGAAUUUGGUUUACUCACCGAACUUGACUAUCUUGACUUGUCUGCAAAUAGAUUGAAUAAGUCAAUCCCAAAAAGCCUUGGCUACUUGUUGAAGUUGUACUACUUGAAUCUGGGUAACAACCAACUUAGCCAAGAAAUUCCAGUUGAGUUCGGGAAGUUAGGUCUACUGUCAGAGCUAGAUUUGAGUAAAAACUUGCUUAAAGGGGAGAUACCGUCUGCAAUCUGUAAUUUGCAUAGCUUGGAGAAGCUAAAUCUUUCCCACAAUAGGCUUUCUGGUGUAAUUCCAAUUUGUUUUGAAGAAAUGAAGGGUUUGUCAAGCAUUGACUUAUCCUACAAUGAGUUGCGAGGUCCGGUUCCUAACAGCAAAGCAUUUAAAAAUGCUCCUAUCGAAGCAUUGCAAGGGAACGAAUUAUGCGGUGAUGUUACGGGUCUAACAUCUUGUGAAGCUUUCAAGUCACACAAACAUACAUCAGGAAAAAUCUUUGCUAUUGUGUUCCCUCUUUUAGGAGGACUCGUACUUUCAGUUGUCAUAAUUGGUUUGUAUUUCAUUAAGCAAACACAAAAGAUGGAGUCAGAAAAGCAGCAAAGUAGUGUGAACACCCAUGGAUUACUUUCAGUAUUAAAUUUUGAGGGAAAACUUGUGUACGAAGAAAUUAUAAGAGCUACAAAUGAUUUUGAUCCUAGUUAUUGUAUCGGUAGUGGUGGAUUUGGAACUGUUUAUAGAGCAGAACUACCAUCGGGGGACAUUAAGAAAUUUCACUCACAUCUUGUAGAGAUGGGAGAUCAAAAAGUGUUCUCAAACGAAAUAAAGGGGCAGCUUGGCCACAAUCCUAAGCACUGA
Pistacia vera is the source of this 1575-nucleotide messenger RNA. RefSeq names its product MDIS1-interacting receptor like kinase 2-like. NCBI's taxonomy places the organism in Eukaryota, Viridiplantae, Streptophyta, Magnoliopsida, Sapindales, Anacardiaceae. The record is from RefSeq and is a predicted model, not a curated record. The transcript is spliced from 2 exons. Bases 1 to 1575 code for a protein of 524 amino acids. Gene Ontology annotation, molecular function: protein binding.